CAAUAUCCGAUGCACACCGGCUCGCCACAGUCUCGUCAGCGUCUAAACAACGAUUAUAUUAUCGUUUCGUUACACGGCGGUCCGAUUUCGGUUUCUUCUCGCUUUCGAUUUCACUCCGGUUUCCUCCCAGAGGUCCGUCGCCGUGUAUUAUACAACAGCGCAACUGUUCUCCUGCGAAGGACCACUGCUACGCCACACAUUCUUUCGUUCAGCCGUCCGGGCGAUCCUUGUCACUGCCGAGGUGCGCCAUGCGCUCGGAUCACACCGCCUGCCAAAAACGCCGACGCUGAUUGACCGUUGUCGCACGCAAAUAACGCGCACCGUAACAGAGGCUGCUUAGGGCGCCAUGGACUCGGGAUUGGCCCGAUUCGCCGUACUCAUAGUGUUGUUCUUCCUGUUGACCGGCGACCUGGCCGGCAUGGUCAAGCACAUGUUCGAGGAAGCCGGAUACGGUGGGAAACAGCACAGCCAUCAGCAGCCGCAGCGGAACCGACAGCAGUCACCGGAAAAGUCGGCGAGAGAAGCGAACGCGCGGCCGGCAAAGACGGCGACGGCGGCGGGCCUCUAUGGCAUUGGCUCGGGUCCGGACGACGAUCCAGACAUGGAAACGUUCGCCAAAUCGUAUUCGGCUCGAAUGAAAUUGGUCAACACCAUCAAGGAAUCGUGUUUGCCGAAACUCAUUUGCGAGCUGACGGCGUCCACGAACCGAGACUCGCUCACCGAAUCCGAAAGAUACCUGUUGUCGCUCAUUAGAGAAACGACCAUUUCCACAACGGCCGAAGUUACGUCCAAAUAUCAUUUCGCCGCGCACAUGGGACAACUCAUCAACGGCAUAGACAACACAGGAUGUCACAACUUCUAUCCCGGAUGUCCGUUUCCCGGACUGCAGGUGAUGCAAAUGAUGAAGAAAGUGAAGAUCUUGUAAACACAAACUAUGUGACGUCCACGCAGCUACUACAGUCUAGUCCUUAAACCGAUGCACUGUGAUAAUAAUAUCGUUAUAAAAUCAUAUAACUUUAACCGCUAUAUGUUCUGACAAACGUAGGCAGUUGGCGAUGAUAGCGCACUACCGGCUAUGACUUUUGACUUGUUUUAACGUCCGUGCCGCCCGUUGUACGUAAAUAAAAUAAACGAGUUUUCGCCCCCUCGCGAUUUUGGAAUACAUCACACUUACAUCAGUCACGUGUACGUUAGGUUAGGUACAAUAUCGGUUACGCCAACUGACCGCGCAUAGAAAAUGACUAUAUGAUAUUUUCUUAGCAUGAUAAUAUUAUUUUACAUCAAUAACAACUAAUUGUUAUACAUAUAUUAUUAAAACAUUAAAAUAGUGAUCAUU
Messenger RNA from Melanaphis sacchari, 1336 nucleotides. RefSeq lists its product as uncharacterized. The coding region runs from base 347 to 925 and encodes 192 amino acids. The record is from RefSeq and is a predicted model, not a curated record. Lineage: Eukaryota; Metazoa; Arthropoda; Insecta; Hemiptera; Aphididae. The transcript is spliced from 3 exons.